Molecule: messenger RNA, 798 nt
Organism: Centrocercus urophasianus (Greater sage-grouse)
Lineage: Eukaryota; Metazoa; Chordata; Aves; Galliformes; Phasianidae
Product: cytosolic beta-glucosidase-like
Biological process (GO): carbohydrate metabolic process
Molecular function (GO): hydrolase activity, hydrolyzing O-glycosyl compounds
Source: RefSeq, a predicted model, not a curated record
AUGGCUCAUACUGGUUUUGAAACAGAACAGAAGUUGGUGUGUGCAGUGAAGGUGCUGCUGCUGGAGGAUAUUGCUUUUCCAGCUGGAUUUGCUUGGGAUGCAGCUACAGCAGCAUUUCAAAUUGAAGAAGGCUGGAAUACAGAUGGAAGGGGCCUUAAUGUCUGGGGCACAUUCACCCAUCAGGGAGGAGAUCGAGUUUUCAAGAACCAGACUGGUGAUGUAGCUUGUGGCAGCUACACUCUGUGGGAGGAAGAUUUGAAAUGUAUCAAACAGCUUGGAUUGACUCAUUAUCGCUUUUCUCUUUCCUGGUCACGUCUGUUACCUGAUGGGACGACAGGUUUCAUCAACCAGAAAGUGAACUCGGAGCAGCAUAAAAAUAGUCCUUUAGGAAACAUAUUCAUGUCAACCACUACUAAAUCUGAACAGAAGUAUUGCUUUGACUUACUCCAGUUUUUUUUAGAAGAUGAAGGUGGUUGGAGAUCUAAAAUGAUCAUUCAGAGCUUUGAUAAUUUGGCAAAAUAUUGCUAUCAAGAAAACACAGACAAGAGGCUAAGUGUCUCAAUGGCAUGUGUGGCUGAGCAAAUAAUGGAUCCCUCUUGGUCUGUUGCAAUUGGGAGUCUAUGGCUCGCUGAAGUACCAUGGGGUUUAUACUGACUUCUAUAUUAUAUCAAAGUGGAUAUAUAUAAUAACCCUCUAAUUUACAUCACCGAGAAUGGGUUUUCCCAAAGUGACCCUGCUCUACUUGAUGACAGCCAACAAUGGGAGUAUUUCAGGCCGAAUUUACAGGAAAUUUUAUAA